CGUUAGCCAUGACAACUGUAACAAUUCAUAGUGUGAAGCAGCUCUGUUUUACCCAGAGGGGCCACGUCGUGACGAAUCUGCGAAUCCGUAGCACAAACUAAUGCCUUGACUGACAUGGAAACUUGCCAGGGAAACCGGUUUCCAUGGAGCCCCGCCUCGAAACGUUUGUUUACAUCCCAUCUACCACUAGUGUCCACUAGUGUGGCGUUCGAAAAGUAGCAGUAAUGGUACAUUUAUUAGAUUAAAGUCAACAAAAAGAAACAAAUAUGUCGGAUAUAUUGUGCCAGUGGCUGAACGAGGAGCUUCGGCUGUCAAAAGUUGUCGUUCGUUGCGGGGAUGCUGAGAGGCAUGCAUUUGAGACUAUAGGUGUCAAUAACCAAAUACCUUUGCUAAGGAUUUCUCAAGUGGUUACCUCAUCGGUGAAGUUCUCCAAAAAUAUGGGAUGAUUAAGGAUGUCAGCGUGUUCACAAAGACAGACACCUCCAUGUCCAAACUGAACAAUUUCACUCACCUGGAACCAACUCUCCACCUACUGGGCAUCUCCUUCAACCUGACCACAGCUCAAGGGCUGAUGCAGGAGAAGGUGGGUGUUGCCACUCAUCUGCUCUAUCAGCUCUACGUCUCACUGGAAAAGAAGAGGAAGUCCGAGAUGAGCAAGGCAACCAUGGAAAUUAUGCAGCCUGUGGCCAUCAAUACCCUGCAGACAAAAGAUCACCAAGUCUUCUCAGAUCGAUUCUCACAUGCUAUGGUAAAACAUGAAGCACAAAUGAAGUUGCAGAAAAUUAGUCAACACUACACUAACAAGAAACGCUCUCAGAUGGAUGACAAGUCAGCCCAGAAGAAGAGUCAACACAGAGUCCAGGAUGAGAAGAGAGGGAUUCACAUGAGGAAGUUUAGUCGUCCAAAGUACAGUGACAUCGUCCUGAUGCAAAACCAGACCACUGAUGGUCAGGUGCCCAAGCCGCCUCCUUAUUCUUCACUGGUCAACCUGAAGAGACAGAAGCAGCAUCAUCGCACAGAGCAACAAGCACAGAUAGUCCAGAGUGAAAUUGCCCAGUUUGAGACAAACAGGAAGAAGCUGGCCACUUCAGGCUUUGCUUCCUCUUCCGGCGGUCUGGAUGCUUCACUGGGGAGCAGCACUCAAGGCUGCGGUGAAGGUGGAAAUGAGCUGAUGCUCCAGUCCAACAGCAAGUACAUUCAGGACAUCCGCCAGAGGUUGCAGGAGAAUGAAGCAGCUUCUGAGCAGCGAGAGAAGAGACGAAACAGAUGCCUGAUAGAGCAACUCAAGGCCCACGAAGCUCAAGAGGAGAGAAGGCGAGAAGAGCAGCUGGUGAGAUAUCUGACCGGCCAGACUCUGCAAGAGAAGCGUUUGGCAGUGCAGCUCCUCCAGAUGCGCAAGCAGAAGGAUGCGUUCCGGCAGAACCGCCUGCUGAAAGAGCAGCAGUUCCAGCAACAGAGGGAGAAGGAAUUCCGGGAAGCCCUGGAAAGGGAGGCGGCCCUGACCAGACAGGCUCAGCUGGACUGUGCCGAAGAGAUUCGCCUAGAGCUUGAAUUCUGCAAGAAGAUGGCUGAGGAGUGUGCACAGAAUAGAUCCAAGAAGCAUUUUGAGAGGUGCAAAGAGAUUUUGGAGCAGAUUGUGGACUUGGCGACCAAAGUUGGAGAAUAUCGCCUGCUCACUGCAAAUUUAAUUCCAGCAAAGCUGAUGCAUGAAUGGAAGGAAUUGCUGUUAAAUGGCCUGCCUCUGUAUGAUCAGCCACGACCCACAUCACCAGACCCUGUAGAGCUUCAGAAACAGGAGAUACUCAACAACCAGGACUAUGACGAAUACAGUAACAUGGUAGGAGAGUGGACUUGGCCGGAGGAAGCCGGGGAGACAUGUUCACCGCCGGGCCCCAACAUGAUUCUCAAACAUGUGCUCUUGGUACUGAGGAGCACGACCUUACCACCAGGCCCAUCAUUGUGUUCUACCUAUAAGAUAAAGGCGUGUGUCUUGGGCAAGUUUUGCUCUGGCAAGACCACAUGCCUGAAGAAGAUUGCUGAAGAGCUGCACAUAUUUGUCCUAUCCGUGGACACACUAGUAAAAGAAGCUUUGACUGCUUAUAAGAACAGAGAGGUCACAGAAGAAAUGGAAGACGCAGAGAUUAAAAUAUCCCCCAGAGUGCUCAAAUAUGGUCUAGAGGAAAUAACGGACACAAACUUGUCAACCCGUGCCUUACUGGGAAAAGUUGCUGGAACAGAGCUGAGCAAAGGCAGUGUUAUACCUGAUGAACUAUUGGUGGACAUUUUGGUGGAGGCUAUAAGGCUGGUUCCACCUGAGUCAGGCUGGAUCCUGGAUGGCUUUCCAGUCAACAUUGACCAGGCCUAUUUAUUAGAGACAGCCCUUUAUUCUCUGGAUAUGGAGAAUGACAUCAUGUGCAGAAAGACAGACCUCCUCCUGGAUCCGAAUCCGCCGACACCCCCACCCCCGCCUCCGGUACUGGACUUGGCAUUAGUGCUGAAUAUUCCUGAUCCUAUUGUGGCCAAGCGGGCUAUCAAUCACACUGAUAGACGCCCUGACGCUACUGCGGACAAAAAACUGUAUGUGGGACAGAUUCCACACAGGAUCGCAACCUUUCAGGACAACUGGCCCAAACUUCAGGAAUGGUUUGAGAGCGAUGGGAAGAAAAAUAUAUUGAUGAAGGUAAAUGCAGAUGUACAGAAAGAAGACCUUUACAAGACUGUGAAGAAGAUCCUACAGAAGACUAUCGUGAAAAAACAGGAAGCGUUGGAAACAACAGUACCUGUGGAGACCUCCCGUCCUGUUACACCCGUGCAGGUAGAACAAACACGGACCGUCUCAAAUGAAGAGGUCAAAAUGGAAGAGUCAGAAUCAAACCAUACAGAGGACAGAGAUAAAGCCCACCCUGGAUCUCCGACAGAAGGAAACGAGGUGUCUGCUGACGCAUCACCUGAAGAGGAGUUGCAAGAAGCCCCUCCUGUUUCUUCCUCACCUGGCCCGGGUUCUACCGGUUGGGUCUACGUGGAUGAGCCGGUGCCCUUGGAUAAAUCUGAAUAUCUGUGUCAGCAAUGGGAAGCGGUGUGUGAUUCCUAUGUGAGCAGUGUGAAGUCUGUAAUGGAAGAGCUCCGCUUGGAACGCACUAUUAUUGAUCAUCACUUAUAUGACGUCAGAGAGGAGUUCAGGCAGUACCUGGAGCGACCAGACCUGAAGCAGGAAUUAGUCUCUCAGUGGCAGAAGGACUACAACAGCAUCCCUGACGAUCUGAGGCAAAACGAGGAGACCAAAGCAGAGCUAAAUCAUCGUCUUGAUGACCUGCGAGAACAUUUGUGGGACAUUGUUGAAACGCACAAGGAAGACGACGAGACUCAACGGGCUGUUCUCAUAGGAGAGAAGUGGUUAGAGGAUCAUGCCAUAGUCCUUGUCAACCAUCAUUUAAGACUCAUACAGGUGGAAAUGAGCCGCUUUCAGAACACCCGAAAUGUUCUGAGAGACUACUAUCUGAAUUCGGGUCAACAGGAUCUCAUUGACUGCAUCACUUUCCUGGAAAAUCCAGAUAUGGGACCUGCAAGGGAAUUACCUGAGAUCCUGAUCUUCAAACAAGAAGAGGCCUUUGCCACCAUAUCUAAAAUGGUGUCAACAGAACCUCUGCAGGUGGACCUGAGGGCAAGAGAGUUGGAACCAAUCCAAGAGAAGGACAAGGACAAGGAGAAAGAUAAGGACAAGGAUAAGGAAAAGGACAAAGAAAAGGACAAGUCAAACAAAAAGAAUAAAGUGUCCCCAUCUCCCCCUCCUGCAUCCAGCCCUACACCAGCUGUUGAGGCCUCCAAUGUGGAGAAGACCCCCGGAGCCGUCAGACAAGUCAAAAACAAAAUAAUCAAAGAAUACACAGCUGCACUCAAACAUGAAGAGAAUGCAGCAAAGACUCGGAUGAAGCUUGUGAAGGGCCACGGCCUGGCAUUGGUGAACUCUCUGAACAGCAGAGCUGAACAGAUCUUUAGUGACAUGCAGGACUGGUUAGAGGCACAUUAUGUUGCUCAAAUGAAUAGUAUUGACCAACUCACAGAGGUGGUGCGGCACUAUAUAGAGAGUGCUCUUCAGCUUGAGAAUGAGUUAGUGCUGGAAAGUAUUGAUUUCUAUUUCAACGGAGACACACAAUUAGUGCCGAGUCCACCGAGACAACCGAGUCCACUGGCCUCAGAGCAAGUGACACCAUCCAUGUUGACCAUUGUUCAGCUGGAGUCACUCUACAGUUCUUUUUGUAUCGAGGCUCCAUCAGGCUUUAUAUCCAGUUCUGACUUCUUCCGUCUGAUCAAUGACAUAGUCCCUUAUAACACUCUACCUGAACCCUGGGUCAACAUUACUGAAACACAGCUGAACGAGAUCAUUUCUCUGCUCAUGAACGAGUCUAAGCAGAUAGACUGGCGCAAAUUUCUGCUCAGUGCUGCUCUCCCAUGGCCGUUUCCAUCCCUUACAUCCCUGUUGGGUGCGCGCCAGCUUUUCAAGGCAGCAGAUGCUAAAGCGACAGGGUAUAUACGUGAGGAAGAAUAUCUGCAGACAGAGUUGUGGUUUCCCAGUGUAGACGCCUGUGAGCUUUCACGUGAUCGCCUUGCUAAGCUACGUAAGUUCUUCUUCCAGCUGUUUGCGGACCACGUAUACACCCCGCCUCGUCUGGACUACAUGUCCAUGCUCCUUUACUUCACCUGUGACCCAGACCACAAGCAGGGCUUCAUCAGAGCGCUGAGUUUAAUGACAGGACUUCAUCUCAAGUACCCAUCGCCCGGUCCUCUUGUCAUGUCUGAGACCAGACCAGAAGAAACCAAGGAGGACAUGGAGGAGCAGGAGGAGGCAGAGGAGGAAGAAGAAGAAGACCUUUUGGAGGAGCAGCAAAUAUCCAUCCCUACUCUCCUUUAUGUCUUGUUCCCUGAAGUGAGCAAUAUAAAAUGUGACGCCAUGCUUCCCCAAAGCUGCCUGAACCAGAAGGAGAACAAAGAGCAUCUUGUGCAGAUAUUUGCAGAUCUGGGCUACAGUCCAGAAGAUUGCGUCCCUUUUUCUGUCCUCUUGAAGCAUUCAACAUUUCAGAACCUGAUAGAGAACACGGACAAUUACCUGUUUGUCAACAUCCAUAAUGUGCUUCAGGCCCAUCAGCUAUGAGUGACUCUACAGUCUCCUAAUUGAUGACACAUUUACCAUCUUCUCGAUCAUCAUUAAAAAAACAGGAGAGA
Messenger RNA from Doryrhamphus excisus (bluestripe pipefish), 5220 nucleotides. NCBI's taxonomy places the organism in Eukaryota, Metazoa, Chordata, Actinopteri, Syngnathiformes, Syngnathidae. The record is from RefSeq and is a predicted model, not a curated record.